Messenger RNA from Ricinus communis (castor bean), 1342 nucleotides. Its product is annotated as WRKY transcription factor 23. The record is from RefSeq and is a predicted model, not a curated record. NCBI's taxonomy places the organism in Eukaryota, Viridiplantae, Streptophyta, Magnoliopsida, Malpighiales, Euphorbiaceae. The coding region runs from base 271 to 1224 and encodes 317 amino acids. The transcript is spliced from 3 exons. Gene Ontology annotation, molecular function: DNA-binding transcription factor activity; sequence-specific DNA binding. Gene Ontology annotation, biological process: regulation of DNA-templated transcription.
AAGAAAUUAAAUUAUGAUCACCAUCUUCUUUUUUUUCAUAUCAAGCCCUCAAAAAAUCUCACUUUCUUGAUUUCUUCCACACCUUAAACUCUCUCUCUCUCUCUCUCUCUCUCUCUAUCCCACCUACCUACCUACCAUAAACACCAGAUCAACCCUACCCUACUAUCUCUUUCUUUCUUCUUCUUCUUCUUCUUCAAAGCAAACCCCACUCUCUUUUUCUCUCUAGAUAUUGUGGUGUUUGAUGAAGUUUUCGCUGUUUUGAUAAAGGCAAUGGAAGGGACUGAAGCAGUAAAGAUUGAGAAUAUAGUUGGAUCAUCACCGCCACCGCCAACAACAGCAUUUCCUGAUCUUCUUUACGGUAGUUACCCGCUACAGAGUGUUUUUGACAACUUUUAUGGAGGGGAUAAGAGUUCUUUAGGGUUUUUGGAGUUACUGGGUGUGCAGGACUUUACUAGUCCUUCAGUUUUUGAUACGCUACAGUUACCUUCUACUACGAUGCAACAACCUCCUGCUACUAAUAAUAGUCCAGCUGUUGUUGUUACUAAGAUGGAGUCACCGGAGGUGUUCAAUCAGCCCGCUACUCCUAACUCUUCAUCGAUUUCUUCAGCUUCUAGCGAAGCUUUAAAUGAUGAAGCACCUAUUAAGGCCGUGGAUAAUGAGGAAGAAGAGCAACAAAAGACCAAGAAAGAGUUGAAGCCUAAGAAGACAAAUCACAAGAGACAGAGAGAGCCGAGAUUCGCAUUCAUGACAAAGAGUGAGGUUGAUCAUCUGGAAGAUGGGUACAGAUGGAGAAAGUACGGUCAAAAAGCUGUGAAAAAUAGCCCCUUUCCUAGGAGUUACUAUCGUUGCACUACUGCCUCAUGUAAUGUGAAGAAAAGAGUAGAAAGAUCUUUCAGUGAUCCAAGCAUUGUUGUGACCACCUAUGAAGGACAACACACACAUCCUAGCCCUGUCAUGCCCCGUCCAAGCUUUGUUGGAGCUGCGUCAGAGUCGGGUUUCUCCGCAACUAAUUUUGCCAUGCCAAUGCAAAGAAGACUGUCGCUUUAUCAACAGCCGCAACAACCCUUUUUCAAUAGCUUUUCACCUUUGGGUUUUGGCUAUAAUUCAACUACAAAUGCUAGUCUUCUACAUGAGAAGCGCUUUUGCACCGCACCAGGAGCUGCUUUGCUCGAAGAUCAUGGGCUUCUUCAAGACAUUGUCCCCUCCCAUAUGUUAAAGGAGUAGAUGACAAAAUCCCUGUUACUGCUUUGUAGUUCCCCUUAAACUGACUGGAAAAGAGAUGUAGAUGAAAGACCCUUUUUUACUGAUAUAUUAUAUAUAUAGUAUGUAAUUUUCUUGCUGA